Trichosurus vulpecula (common brushtail) is the source of this 5942-nucleotide messenger RNA. RefSeq names its product solute carrier family 22 member 23 (gene SLC22A23). Bases 186 to 1397 code for a protein of 403 amino acids. Gene Ontology annotation, molecular function: transmembrane transporter activity. The record is from RefSeq and is a predicted model, not a curated record. Gene Ontology annotation, cellular component: membrane. NCBI's taxonomy places the organism in Eukaryota, Metazoa, Chordata, Mammalia, Diprotodontia, Phalangeridae. The transcript has 9 exons. Gene Ontology annotation, biological process: transmembrane transport.
AUCUUGUGUGUGCCUCUGCCUGGAAGGUCCAUAUUGCUAAAUUUUCCUUACUGGUUGGUCUAAUCUUUGGUUAUCUAAUAACCGGAUGUAUUGCUGACUUGGUUGGCCGGAGACCGGUGCUGCUCUUUUCCAUCAUAUUCAUUCUGAUCUUUGGACUGACUGUGGCGCUUUCAGUGAAUGUGACAAUGUUCAGCACACUCAGGUUUUUUGAAGGAUUUUGCCUGGCUGGAAUAAUCCUUACCUUGUAUGCACUGAGAAUAGAGCUUUGUCCUCCUGGACAUCGGUUCAUGAUCACGAUGGUGGCAAGUUUCAUAGCUAUAGCAGGACAGUUCCUCAUGCCAGGCUUGGCAGCCCUCUGCAGGGAUUGGCAGGUCCUCCAGGCUCUCAUCAUCUGCCCUUUCCUCCUGAUGCUUCUCUACUGGUCUAUUUUCCCAGAGUCUCUCCGGUGGUUAAUGGCCACACAGCAGUUUGAACCAGCAAAGAAGUUGAUCCUGCAUUUCACGCAGAAAAACCGAAUGAAUCCUGAGAAUGAUAUUAAAGGAGUGAUGCCUGAACUGGAGAAGGAACUUUCCAGGAGGCCCAAGAAGGUCUGCAUUGUGAAAGUGGUGGGGACAAGGAACCUAUGGAAAAACAUUGUGGUCCUGUGCGUGAACUCGCUGACCGGGUUUGGGAUCCACCACUGCUUUGCUAGGAGCAUGAUGGGCCACGAGUUACCACUGCUCACGAACUUCUAUGCUGACUACUAUACCACGGCGGGCAUAGCCUUAGCUUCCUGCCUGGCCAUGUGUUUGGUGGUCAGGUUCCUGGGCCGCAGGGGCGGGCUGCUGCUGUUCAUGAUCCUCACAGCCCUGGCCUCCCUUUUGCAGCUUGGCCUCCUCAACCUGAUUGGAAAAUACAGCCAGCAUCCAGGCUCAGGAAUGAGUGAAAAAGUCAGAGAGAAAUUCUCCACCACGUUUUCCAUUGUGGGUAUGUUUGCCUCACACGCGGUGGGAAGCCUCAGCGUUUUCUUCUGCGCAGAGAUCACCCCAACAGUAAUAAGGUGCGGAGGCUUGGGCCUGGUCCUGGCCAGCGCUGGCUUCGGAAUGCUGACCGCCCCGAUCAUAGAGCUGCACAACCAGAAGGGCUACUUCCUUCACCACAUCAUCUUUGCCUGCUGUACCCUCAUCUGCAUCAUCUGCAUCCUCCUCCUGCCGGAGAGCAAGAACCAGAACCUGCCGGAGAACAUUCUCAAUGGUGAACAUUACACCCGGCAGCCCCUUCUGCCCCACAAGAAGGGAGAGCAACCCCUCUUGCUCACAAACUCAGAACUCAAGGAUUAUUCUGGCCUCCACGAUGUGGCCGCCAUGGGGGAUGGGCUGCCAGAAAAUGCCACAGCAAACGGGAUGAAGUCCAUGUAACUGGGCUGGUUUUGUCACUUCAGGAGGGGAGCCCUUUUGGGGUCAGAUUUUCUUUUUGUCUGGCACAGGUUUACAGACCUGUAAUGAUGGCAGGUACGGCCAACUUGGAAAGGAAAGGUCAGAUCUGCUGCUAAAGUCACUUAAUCACAGGAGACUUUCAACUGGUGUGAGGAAAUUUCUGCUGACUGGAAAGCAUCAGGAUGAUGUAUUCGAGGGAAGAAACUGGCUGGAGAGAUACCUUCAAAGACCUUCUUUUUCUGCCAUUAAAUGUUUGUAUUUAUUUUGGUCAUUUUUACAAGAAGCACUUUAUUCCCUUUUCCUCUCAUUAAUCACAAAGUAAAAUGAACCUUCUCUUAAGGAGAGGCACAGCCAUUCCAAGGAAGAGACUUUUAGAAGCAAAGCAAAAAAAAAAAAAAAUCCAGACCUGAAAGAGGCAUCUUUUCUAUAGAAGACGAACACACUACUACCCAGAAGAGCAAAAAGUGAUUUCUUCCUGUCCCCAAACCCUAAAGCCGCCUGUGGGUAUGAGCAAAUCAAGCUGUUGUCAAUUAAACUGUGAUUGCAUUUUAGACAAUGGGGGGAAAGUAAAAUUCAUUAGGUUUUGAUGGUGUGUCUGUAUAUGGUUUAAAACAAAAGAAGUGUCAUUUUCUACAUGUAAGGUAAGACCUUCCCAUUCCACAAUUAGAUUAAGCAGUUCACAAAUCCCAAUAAAGCAGGUAUGUGGUUCUUCUUUCAGGAUGGUUCUUUUGUAUUGAAUAACGAUGUUUGAAGCUUCUUUGGGAAAAGUCCUAAACAUUUCAUUCAAAAUGAAGAAAACCCACACAACCAAUGGCUGUGGAUCCAGUUUUCUGAUGCUAGGGCUGCCUAAAGAAGUGGAUAAAUCAGUAAUAGGUGUACCGAGGCAGGAGGCAGGACGCAGCGUCAAGAACCUGAGACUCCUACCCCUACCCAGAUGCCUUCCAGCUAAAAUCUCCCUAGUCCAUUAGCAGCAUGAGCUGCAGACUCUACUUGAAAGAAGAAUGGCUACUUUCUAAUCAACAAAUGAUACCGAAAAGUGACAUUGACAAUGACAGUAAAUGAACAGAGGGAGGCGGUACAAAAACCUUACCAGGUAUACAUGUCUAGAGCACACACCCUCGAGGAAAGCACUUGCUUAUAUUUUACUAUCGAUUCUUCAAAUAUUUAUUUAUUGAUGAUUUUCUGACAUGUGGGUUAGCCUCCAGGUCCUCUGCUUCUCCCAAUCUUUUUGUCCACUUCACUGCUUAUCAGGGCACAAGCAGGGCAGAAAAGAGAUUAACCUCAAAUCAGUCUGUUUUCCAUCCAAACCCUUCCAAAAAAAAAAAAGAAGAAGAGAGGACAGAAAAAGGAAAUCCUACAAAAUGAUAAAAACAAAAUACUUAUAAAUAAAAUUGAUGCUGGAUUUUAAUUCCGCCCCACCCCCCCAAAAAAAAUCUCACGGGUAAUUUUAACUAUUGUAUGCAUUUGGAGGCCACUUUGCACCUUCCCAAAAUUAAUCCACAGAUUCACUGGCCUCAUUAGAAGCCAUCCUCAGAGCCGGGAUGGAUGUGGUAGUCUUUUGAGGUUUCCUGUAUCAUGUUAAGGUUAGCCACUAAAAUCUUACAUCCUAUUUUAGCCCACUAAAAAAGGAACUUUUGGGGGACUCAGAUGUGAUGCCCCUUUGUAGUAACAGCAAGCAAUUAACCUACUGACCCCAUUUCCACACAGUUCCACAGAUGCCUAACUACUGACAACCUUUGGCUCUUACUUGGUCAAGCUCAGAGAAGGAUCAAGCUGGAGGUUUUUUCCUGAGCAAGAAGUUUUUUCUGUCCUGGUCGACAUUGUGUGUUAUGUAUGUCUUUGUCCUGGGGCAAAGUUAGAUCUUCCAAUGGUCUAAGUGCCAGGAUGGGUACUGUGUAUUAAAUGGCAGCCAUGUAACUGCUAUGUAGCUUGAUGUGGAAGAGCCCAGAAAAGGGGUUAAUCUGUCCUCUGUUUCCCCAUCGUAGCUCCUUACCUCAUCUACGUGCCUGCUGUCUCCACCGACCUUGGUCCUCCUAACAGUAGCACAAUGUUGUAGCAGUAGGUAGCAGCUGAGUGACCUCUUCCUCAGUGCCGGGGGGCAUCAGUGCUAGGGUGGGAUAUUAAUCGAAGAGACAAGAUUAUUGGAAUGAAGAAGGCAAACCAAAAUAGGGGUGUUUUCUAAACCAUGUCCAAAACAUAAGAACCUACUGCUGCCGUGGAGAACCAGGAUACACAUCUGGGUUCUAAAAAGACUCUUCCUAAGAAACACUGGAGCAGGUGAAGACGGACUUUAAAAACAACCCAGUAAUGAACAAUCAACGGGGAAACAGGCUGUUGUUACACAGCUGGCUUCAGUUCAGCUACCAUUGCAUUGUAUGACUGUUCUUAACCUCUGUAGUUGCUUGUAUGACUUAAAGUUGGGUCUCCUUUGUUCCAUGUUGCAAAUUUUCAGUCUGCAUUCACCUUGAAAAAGGCCUUUCUUUAGAUGUGUGCAGUCUUCACGUGCCAAACUUGUGAAAUACCUUUUGCCUUUUAUAGAGUACUUGCGAAAAAAUCACAUGGCAACAGAAUCCAUGUAAGUAGAUGAAAAAUAUAGACGUGGCCUUGAAGCGAGAACAUCAGACACAUGAGGGGAGGAGCAGUCAGCAAGGGCUCUUUGGACCACAGACUGGACACCUGGGCACCUAUUCAGGUGUGCACAAGUACAUACACACACACACACACACACAUACACACACACACACACACACACACACGUGUGCACACACACAGCUGGUACACUUUGCAAUCCAUUUACUGUAACAGCUUUUUAGUUAAUGAUAUCUAUGAGCAUUCUUGAAACUGAGGUCUGAAUCCCGUGGAUUUUUUCAAGUAACACGUAUUAAGGCUGUCCAUGCUCCUGAGCCACCAGUCAUCUCUUGGAGUCACGCACAGUGCUUUAUAGAGCCCUCCUUGUUUCAGGGUCUCUACUCUCUUAACUUAGGACAACAUCCAAGAACAGGGCCAAUGAACAGAAGGAAAAAACAAAACAAACACUAGAACAUAUCAAACAACAGGUUGGAUUAAUGACAUGAAUUAAAAAGUGACAGGAGUUAAAAACAAAGUCCUGGUUCUUAGCUUUAGAGGCCAGGGGAUGAGGGAGUAGGAGGAGAAAUUUGGAUUUGGAUUUUUUUAGCCCAGUCUGACUACACUGGAAUUAUCUUGCUAAGAACCCGGUGAGCAGCACACAUCUCAGCGAGGUGUCCCUCUAUUCUGAUCCUGUUGGCGCAUCCCUCUCAAAACUCACCCAGGGUUAAAGGGCCAGGCUUUAACUCCUCCUUUCUGUGGCAUCGUCAGCUGGUAAAAGUUUUCAGUGCCAGCCGAACAUUUUUACUGAAUGUAGUCAAAUCAGAAGGACCUCUCUUUGGAGAGAGCCCAGGAAAGUAAGGUACCAAGUGAGGCAGCAGGGCUGGAGAAAGGGGCGUCUGGGUCCUGAAUCUCAUCUGCCCUGCUCUCUAUGUACAGAUGGGUGCUCUGGCAGCUACUUAAUGACUUGUCUGUCAAACUUGAAAACUACUCAAUCCUGUUUCCUUCAUGGUUGACACAAAGGAAACGCUUUUCUCAGGCGACUUGCUGCUUCCAGUCAGCCUCCUCUUCCCCUCUCCCCCAUAGAAAGCAUUCAAAGAUGUACUUGCCAGCUACCUACAUGUAAAACCCAUUUCAUUCUGAAACCUCAUUAGUUAGAUCUUCAACCACCAGGGGGCUCUGUCUCAUCUCCUUUGUCUCCUUCGUUCCAAACGAUUAACGCACAAACGCCUUUCAUCCCAGGCCUCCCCAUUCCCAUCACCCUGGCACCACCCCACCCAUCCCACCUCCAAGUUCUCAAGGAUGCUUUUUGUGCUAUCGAGCACCAGUCUCUUCUGAUCUUCUAAGAGGCUGGUUGGCCACUGACACGCUGGCAAUUGGAAAAGGGGUGGAGUGGUUGGUUUAUUCAGUCACCGAGCAGGAAAUAGCUAAUGAUACACAAAAGGAAGUAUCCCGAUUAAACCCUGAUACUUCCCAGAGCCAAGCGGAAGUCACAAAACUGGAAGUAGGAGUGCCAUGAAAUGGACUUUGACUGUCACAUCACCAGUAGCCUCUGGAUGGCUCACACUGGAUGGCAUCCUGCACUUCAACUGCUAUGGUUGGUCUUUUUUGUUUUUAGACAAAACCUCAUUUUAAUGUAGUGUGUAAAAUGUUUUGGGAAAGGAAUACAGUGUAAUGUCUAGUGGGUAAGCUUUCCUUCCUCCCUGCCUUCCUUCCUUCCUCCAUCCUCUCCCCUCUUCCUUUCCCCUGCCCCAACUCCCUUUGUUUCUGAUGAGGCUCUAAUUAAAGAAUUGUUACUGUACGUUUUGAUCAUUAGUCUGGUGGUGCUUACCCAUAGCACAAGCUUAAAUCAAGUACUGAAACUGUCUUACAAGCUAAGUGUCUGCAUGAUGUUACAUCUGUUGUACCUACUGAGAAAUUUGUAUGUGAAUGUACAGAAAUAAAAACAAAAAAAAAAAAACU